AUGGAGACUACAAAAAAGUGCAAACUGUCAGACUAGAUGAAAAUCCAAAUGAAUAGUUCCUUUUCAGAUGAAUUAGGCUGUAUGACAGAUGCAACUGAUGAGGAACAAGAUGACUUACCUUAUGAUGGAGAUGUAGGAAUAACCUGUAAAUACAAUAAUUCAGAUAAUUUCAAUGACUGUACUUGUACAAAAGGUAUUUCUGAUAUUUUAAACUUAGUCUGUUCUGAAGAUAACAAAAACAUAAAAGCAACAGCAAAUUAUGAAACUCAUCCACAGCCUGAAGAAUUCUGCAGUAACCACAGAGGUGCCAUAGGAACAACAGGAAUUUCAGUGGAAAUGCCUGGAAGUGAAGCCUCCUUUAAGGAAUUACCUGUUGGUGGUUUUAGUAAACCAGAUAGCAAAGAAGAUCUAACUCACUCAAAAAUAUCCAAUGUCCUUUUGCGUCAUUUUUCUAAGGGAGAAUUAAUAAGCGCAUGCCAGUUAAUUGAAUGCGAGACAAUACCAGAGACAUCCCUUACUGAAAGUAUCGAUGACACUGUGAACAAACCUGAGCCUUCAGAACAUGUCAAAGGCCCUUUAGCGCAUGAACAGUGUGCAACUAACUUUGAAGAAUAUGACUUAGAAAAGUAUGAGGAAGUAAACACUGGUGAUAAAAAGCAAACUUCGCUAAAUCAAAAUAGAUGUGUUUCAAGGAAAACUAUUUCUUUUACUGAUAAGUCUGGAUGCAGACAAGAAAAUUCACAAUUGAUUAAUGAGAAUGAAGAUACACACAUCUUUCAAAACAUGAAAGAAGAGAGCACCCCAUUUAAGAAAACAGAUUCGCCUCACAAGCUCAAAUAUGGCCAAGGUCAAGCUCCCUAUGGCUUUCCUGACUUCUCCAAAGUUGCUUCAGAAGUUGAAGUACCAAAAAGAAGUGACAAUAUUAACUCAGUUCCUACAAUUGAAAGAGCAAAAUCCUUCCCUAAUUUGCUAAGUAAAUCAGUAAUUGUGAACAACGUUCUAGAAAAUAAGAACUAUUUCGAUUCUGCUGAAGUAGCGAAUCGAGAAGAAAUGAGCAUUACAGAACUGUUGCAACAGCUAGAGACGCUGACACAUCAUGGUGACACCCAGAAUCGUAUUGACCAUCUGAGAUUGAAUCCUAAGAUACUUCCUCAGUCAGAUUUUCCAAAUGCCAGCAUUGCCAUUUACUCAGGGCAAGUUUUUACGUUACAUGCUGCUAUUGCUAUACCAUCCACACGUGGUUUGUCUAAAGCAAGAUUACAGUGUGGAACAACAGCAUCAGCAUUACCAGCAGCUGGUACAGUAGAAGCACACUGUCUAAAUCCUGCUAAUUUACUGCCAGAACUAACUCUAGGAGAAAAGAUGUCUCAAAUACUAAAGGAUCAGACAGAUCAACUGAUAAAAAAAGUGGAAGACUUCUCUAAGCAUAUGACCCAAGAGACAUUCCUUUUAGAAGACAACUAUCUGGCAUUAAAUCAAUUGAAAAGAUACCUUGAUGUCCUGGAAAGGAAUUACUUAACAGCUAGAGAAAAGCACCGUAACUUACAGCUGCAGAACUACAAGGACAAAUCUAUCAACGUUGGAGAGUUUGAUCCUGAAAGAAAGGUGGAAGGGGAAAUAUUUAGACUUGGCAUGCUGCUUGAAGACAUCCAAGAACAAACUGAUGACAGCAAAUGCAACUUGUCUUCUUUGCUUACUUCCUAUGAAUCUGACCACUCAUCAUAUUCUCUUUGUGAGAGCUCAGUAGUUUCAAACAUUGCUGAUCCUCCAGAAAGAAGAGGUAUUGAAAUUGCAUUUCUUCACAAGAACAAUGAGGAAGAAAAGAGUCAGACAACUGAUGUAAUCCCACAGACAAAUCAAUUUUCUUUAGAAGGUGACAAGUGCAAGCUUUGUCUUCACAUAAAUACAGACAUCCAGGGAAGGAAAACUGGAACAUGUUCACUCUUCAUUCAGAGGAAACCAACUGAUUUAUCAGAUACCAACCGGAGCAGCAAUUCAGAAGACAUCUCAGCCUAUGAUUCUUUUAAUGAUUCACAAAGCGAGGAACAUCUGAACUGCAAGACUGAAAGUUACAAAACAUUCAAUACAAGAUUACGUGGAGAGAGAAAAGGACUUAGAUGCAGAUACCCUAGAGGAAGCAGAGAUCAAUUUAGACUCGGGAAUUACGAAGACUCUAUUCAGUCUCGUGCCCUAUGUAGAAAUAAAAGUUCCGGUUCAUCCUCCUCAACGACUCCAGCUUAUUCACAGAAGAAAAUCUCCACUCAAAAGGCUCAAAAAAAUAAACAGCCACGUGAACUUGUAAACAGACUUUCUGAAAGGCAAAACUUUGAGGCUGCCAAAACCUGCUAUUCAAGCACAGAUGAUAAAAUUAUCCUUUCACAUCAAUGCUUACCUAGCAAGAAGUCUGCCCGAAGCAAAUCUGCAAUCAACAUCAGAAACAGAAGUACAAAUGAUUCCAAUGCAAAUGUUUUAAGUUCUACUCUGGAUCAUGCCAUACAGACAGCGAACAGUUUGAAGAAAGCUACAGAACGAAUGAUACAAGCAGUUUCAGAAGACCUAGCUAAAGUUAAAAGAAAACAGCUUUAAUUACCCAGUUUCCAAUGC
Molecule: messenger RNA, 2604 nt
Organism: Gavia stellata (red-throated loon)
Lineage: Eukaryota; Metazoa; Chordata; Aves; Gaviiformes; Gaviidae
Gene: AKNAD1
Product: AKNA domain containing 1
Source: RefSeq, a predicted model, not a curated record